AUGUUGAAGAGACUGCGCAACAAUGAACUAAUGGUUGAUCGCCUGGCAACUCGAUGGGGCCGGCUGGUGCUGCGUCAGACGCUUGGAGACUGGAAGAAGAUCAUCAUCCGCAAGAAGUACACUCGCGUUUUACUCGAAAAGACUCGUUCGCGCUGGACGAAGCAGCAUCUUAUGAGAUUAUUCCGCCGAUGGAACGACUACGCAGUAGGUGAGAUAGUCCGCAAGUCCAACGAGCAGAUCCAACUUUACCGCGACAGUAAACAUGAUUUGCAAGAACUCAUCGGACGAUUACAAGUCCAGGUUGAAGCUGCCAAGGUGGAAGUGAAAGCCCAUCGCGAGCAUCUCGACUUGGCGAAACGACACACGCUGUCGUUGGAAGAGCUUCUCGCCCAACUGGAACUACGCGUUCGACAAAGCCAAGAGCGAAAACUGCAGAGCAUCUCAAACCAGUGGGGCAAGCUGUGUUUCUCCUUCGUCGACUGCGAGUGCGAUUACCUGCAGAAUAUGCUAGACGCGGUAGCAGCAGAUACUUACAUCGAUGUCAGUGUAUUACUGAUGAAAGGAGAAGAUGAGUCUGAUCUCCUAGCUCUUCCCUCUGAACUGCUGGUGCUUCGAUGGAUCAACUUCCAACUGGAGCAGUGUGGAGGACCAUUUCGCCACUUGUGCUCUUCCAAUUACGACUUGAUCCAGAAUUUUUCAUCCGACAUGCACGGCUUCUACGCACUGCGCCAUAUCUUACAUCGCGUGUUAACGGUGAAGAGGCGACGCCUACCAGCAAAACAAACACAGAUGAAGAGCACCUCCCGUCUCUUAUCUCGCAGUGUUGUCGACAACGCUGCUGCUUCUAGCGUAUUGUCCAAGCAGACACCAUUUCCAACCCGGGAGGAGCUCCGAACUGCGUUAGCUGAACAACUGGAUCCAGCAUGCCCGGAAUUUCUGUGUGCCCGCGUGCUCAGCAAGGAGGUGGCAAGUGAUUUAGUGUUUUGCUUGUUUGGAUUCCUGGUGUGUGAACAUCCGAGUCUCAUAAUUGAGACACCACGGGGACAAGCAUCUCACCCAGCCAGUCCUUAUCCAUGGUACGAAGCUCAAGCUGCGCUGAACGACGCACGCACAACCUGGAAUUCUGUUCGCUUGCAAUGGCGAGAGCUUCAUACUCCGUUUGACGUCCUCGACGUGAUCAAUGCACCUCCAGAAAUGACGACCUCCCCGCAAUUACUGACAAAGGCAAAUAUCGCUCUACAGAAUGCUGUUAACACGGUGCAAUAUGCGUGUUCGAAACGCAGCAGUGCGAUGAGAGUAUGGGGCUGUUUGCAGCGUCGGAUCCGGCAAGAUGCUCUUCGACUGCUUGCACGCCGAGGACGAGAGCAGGCCCCUUUCGAAUUGGUCGACCGACGUGUUUUGCGCAACAAAUGCAUGCUAACUACACUGCAUACUCAUAAGCUCCUACAGCUCAUUGAAGAAGUUCUCGGAGAGCACUACGAACGCCUGCGUCAGAUUUACCGCUUCUAUGCCAACGUCGACUUUAGCCCACGCUUCUUCCACAAAAUUUCUGCCUGCAUGUCGCUGGGAGAGUUUUACCUUUUCCUUAAAGAAUGCCAAGUUUUUGGCAAGACUCGACCAUUCCCUUACGACUUUGUCCAGAGCGUAUUCGACAAAGUGAGUCCUGACGUUGCGGUCUCCAUGGAAGCAGCCACGUUAACGCUACCACUUACGCACACGCUGUCUGCUCCCGUAAAAGACCCCAGUAAUGUGAAAGGGAGGGAGAUGACACCCGCAGAGUUCGUCGAAGCGCUGGUUCAUAUCGUACAGAGCGAUCACGUGCUUUGGAGCGGUGGAAAUACUGGACCAGCUACAGCUCUAGCUCAACGAUUCCGAAGAUUUCUCGAAGAGAUCGUCUUCCCUAACGCAAUGCGCCCGGACGAAGAAAAGGGCAACGUGUUUCGGCCGCAGCUACUCACGUUUGAGUGUCGACAAGUCUUCACAACGCAUCACAAGAAGCUACGGUCGAUGUACUUACACUUUGUCGCAAGUGAAGUGAAAUCUGAGAGGCGCAUCGCAACUCAAGACAGCACGGGACUGGGAAAGAUGCUCUCUGCCAACGGGUUCGUCAACUGUUGCCAACACUUCGACCUCUUCCGUGACAACCUUCUCCAUUUUGACGACCUUCAGCAUAUCUUAGCAGAAACACUACAGCUUGAGCGAGAAAACUUUGUUGAGGCUCUUGCUGCGGUCGCGUGUUAUUUGAACCCCGACGCAUUUGUGCCGCUUGCUUCAAAACUUGAUACAUUUUUCAGCGAACGUCUCGAAUCAAGCACUAUCACGACAAAAUCAUGA
This is a messenger RNA of Phytophthora infestans T30-4, 2334 nucleotides long. RefSeq lists its product as uncharacterized. The record is from RefSeq and is a predicted model, not a curated record. Bases 1 to 2334 code for a protein of 777 amino acids. NCBI's taxonomy places the organism in Eukaryota, Oomycota, Peronosporomycetes, Peronosporales, Peronosporaceae. The transcript is spliced from 4 exons.